UGAUGGUGACAAGCGGCUGCUGCUGUUGCUUGCGUGACUUGUAACGUACGUGACGCCGCACCAUCUCCCUCCUCUCUCCUCCCUUUGUGCAGUUGACAAGCCCCUUCGCGAGCAGGACUGUAACACAGAGCGAUAAUGGCUGUACCUCCCACCUACGUUGACCUUGGAAAGUCUGCCAAGGAUGUUUUUACCAAGGGAUAUGGCUUUGGGCUCAUCAAGCUGGACUUGAAAACAAAGUCUGAGAAUGGACUGGAGUUCACCAGCACAGGCUCAGCCAACACUGAGACCAGCAAGGUCGCUGGAUCCCUGGAGACCAAGUACAAGUGGGCGGAGCACGGCUUGACCUUCACAGAGAAGUGGAACACCGACAACACCCUGGGGACUGAGAUCACCCUUGAAGACCAGUUGGCUAAAGGGCUGAAGCUGACGUUUGAUUCCUCCUUCUCGCCAAACACUGGCAAGAAGAGCGGCAAGGUCAAGACAGGCUACAAGUGCGACCACAUCAACCUUGGCUGUGACGUCAACUACGACAUCAAUGGUACAGCCGUCCACGGUGCAGCAGUGGUGGGCUACGAGGGCUGGCUGGCCGGCUACCAGAUGACCUUCGAGGCUGGCAGGAACAGGGUCACCCAGAGCAACUUUGCGGUUGGAUACAAGACUGACGAGUUCCAGCUCCAUACGAAUGUAAAUGAUGGAACUGAAUUCGGUGGUUCCAUCUACCAGAAGGUGAAUGACCAGCUGGAGACAGCCGUCAACCUGGCCUGGACUGCCGGAAACAGCAACACCCGCUUUGGCAUUGCUGCCAAGUAUCAGAUUGAUCCUGAUGCAUCUUUCUCUGCCAAGGUGAACAACUCCAGCCUUGUUGGUCUGGGCUACACUCAGACUCUGAAGCCAGGCAUCAAGCUGACACUCUCUGCACUCCUGGAUGGCAAGAACAUCAACGCUGGUGGCCACAAACUUGGUCUCGGCCUCGAGUUCCAGGCAUAGGAGGGGGAGGCAGACGCUCCUCCAGUCCUCGUUCCACACACGCAUUCCCCACAAAAAAAAAAAAUCAAAAUCCUUUUAUUGAUUAGCUAGUUCUCACAAAAAUCCCUCUUUCCCCUAGACAUGCUACAGCUGGAAUCAAGACAGCAUAAAGGUCAAAUCGUUCUUGCAACGAUCUACCACUUUUAAAGGACCACAUUAAGGGAAAACUAUAUUUUCAAAAUAAAGAGCCAAAUUCAGAACAAAACUAUAACCAUGUAACAGAAAGUUUUUUUUCUUGAAUUGUGUAGCUUGCAAGGGAAAGUAGCCUGGAGUGCAUUCAUGUUGGCCUCACUCUUUGUCACUUCACUACAUUCAUGCACAAUGCUUUAAUUUGUGUGUGUCUCUGCUUUCCAAUGCAGAUAAAAGGGAAAGUAAAAACUACAUCAGCCCAAAACACAGAAAGGGCCCUACACAGUCAGCGUACAGUUGAUUAGUUACACCACCAGAUGGUGCUGUUGCAUAGCGCCACUAAGCACUCCUUGGUCAAAAGUUGUAAUAGUGAAAUAACAGUUUUAUUUUCACACUUCUGCACUGGAGAGCUCUUGUGUCUGUCUUGAUAUAUUAGACAUUGGGAAGGGUUAGUUGUCCCUGAUGUAAGCAGCUGUCAGUAGCUCUAAGAGGCACGACACCCCAAUGUGUACAUUCUGUGUUUUCGUCUCACUUGUUAUUUGUGUCUGUGCAUUUGGUGUGAAACAUGUCUUUUGUUACAUAUAGCAAAAAGAAUAUUAUUUUAUUGACAGUCUUGCAUAGUUUUAUCCACAUGUGAUAGCUUACGAAGGCAAAGACGUGGCAAUUCUUCCUGGUCGAGCUAACGAAAGGAAACUUAUCAGGCACUCUGAAUGAAGAAAAUGAUGAAAAUAAAUAAAUACAGUGGACAAGAAAUGGUAGUCUUCCAUAACUGGUUAUGGGAAUCAUGCAUAGUGUACUUGACAGUAUUGUUGUUCCCUGAAUUAAAUAAAGAACAUCUUGAACCAGU
Messenger RNA from Micropterus salmoides (largemouth bass), 2002 nucleotides. RefSeq names its product voltage-dependent anion channel 1 (gene vdac1). Lineage: Eukaryota; Metazoa; Chordata; Actinopteri; Centrarchiformes; Centrarchidae. The record is from RefSeq and is a predicted model, not a curated record. The transcript has 9 exons. Gene Ontology annotation, cellular component: mitochondrial outer membrane. Gene Ontology annotation, biological process: monoatomic anion transmembrane transport. Gene Ontology annotation, molecular function: voltage-gated monoatomic anion channel activity. Bases 136 to 987 code for a protein of 283 amino acids.